CUUCUUCAACAUCAUGAUAAGGUUGCACAAAAUCUCCCAAGAUGCCCGUUGUAGGUGUUUCCAAGCCACCCUGGUCUGAGCAGUGAAGUACUACUACCUGAAGUACCACCAAGGCACCUUUUAUUCCUGGACGCAAUUGUGAGAUAAGUUUUGAGAGUGAUUUUACAUUUUCCAAACACACUCAAAUGACAGGAUAACCUUGCCAACCUAAAGCAAGAUCCCUUGGAAUUCCUUAAACAAGAUUCAUAAAAAAUGAGACUCAAGUUGGUGGCUACUUUGGUGGUUAAAUUUAUAAAAUAAAAAAUGAAGAAAAACACAUGCAUCGGACGUAGUUUAUAAAAAAUAAAAAUAAAAAAUUGUCCGAGGUCUUCUCUCUCAACUGUUCAAACAAUAAGCUACAGAAACCAACGACAAUGGCAGUUCUCAACAUCUCCGUCACUUGUCCAAACCCCAUUGGAGACUCACAACGUGACACUCAUCCGAGUAGAGAAAGAAAAACCUCUCCUAAAACUCUAUUCGCCUAAUGGGGUCGAUUGGGUUCUCUCUCAAAUUGACAGUACUCAGUGACGCUCCCUUUCCCAUUUCUGCUCUUCGUCCCGAUUCCAACCCCAGAAAACUCAGACCUGCAUUGAGAUUCGGGCCCAGAAUGGCCGUGGCUACUCCGACCAGUUUUGGGUUUAAGAAUUUGCUGGAGACGAUCAUGGUGGACGUCCAUAGAGCCGAGAAUAGGCCACUGAAUGUUCCUCUCAUCGCGCCUUUUACGAUCGCGACUUCUCGGCUGGAGAAGGUCGAGAAUGUUGCGAUUCGAAUCGAAUUGAAAAAUGGGUGCGUUGGGUGGGGUGAGGCCCCGAUUUUGCCAUUCGUUACGGCCGAGGAUCAGCCUAUUGCCAUGGCAAAGGCGACCGAGGCCUGCGAGUUUUUGCGCCAGUGUCCCGAGAUGACGCUUAGUUCGGCUUUGGGAAAGAUCAGUGGGAUUCUUCCGGGACAUGAGUUUGCUUCCGUUAGAGCAGGAGUGGAGAUGGCAUUAAUUGAUGCAGUUGCGAGUGAUAUUGGGGUGCCUCUGUGGAGAUUGUUUGGUGGAGUUUCAAACACCAUAACCACUGAUAUAACAAUUCCAAUUGUUCCCCCGGCUGAAGCCGCUGCAUUGGCUUCAAAGUACCACAAACAAGGUUUCACAACUUUGAAACUUAAGGUUGGAAAGAAUCUAUGUACAGAUAUUGAAGUUCUUCGGGCCAUACGUGAUGUCCACCCCGAUUACCUAUUCAUCUUGGAUGCUAAUGAAGGAUAUAAGCCAAAGGAAGCUCUUGAAGCUCUUGAAAAAUUGCACGAAAUGAGUGUUACUCCUAUUCUGCUUGAACAACCGGUUCAUAGAGAUGAUUGGGAAGGCCUUGGGUAUGUUAGCCAUAUUGCGAGGGAUAAAUAUGGUGUAUCAGUGGCAGCUGACGAGAGCUGUCGAAGUGUAUCUGAUGUAAAGAAAAUAGUUGAGGGAGAUCUUGUGGAUGUCAUAAAUAUUAAACUUGCCAAAGUUGGGGUUGUUGGGGCCCUUGAAAUUAUUGAGAUAGCCAAAGCAUCAGGAUUGAAAUUGAUGAUUGGAGGUAUGAUUGAGACAAGAUUAGCUAUGGGAUUUUCUGGCCAUCUUGCUGCUGGCCUUGGGUGUUUUCAGUUCGUGGACCUAGAUACCCCCCUGCUGCUUUCAGAAGAUCCGGUUCAUGGAGGUUAUAAAGUUUCUGGUGCUGUUUAUGAGUUUACAAACUCCAGAGGCCAUGGUGGGUUCCUUCACUGGGAUGAAAUUGCUUAUAAGGUAGAACUACUGUAUGAGGUUUUUUAAAGAAGCUAUUUGGGGUUAAGAAAACAAAAAGUGCAUUCUCAUAGAAAGAGAAAUCAAGAUCUGUGAGCAAUUUCGAAGCUUCAUGGUCACAAAUUUCAAAAGUUCCUAGUAAUUGGUCACUACAAUAAUGCUGAAAAGCCUCUGAUGUACACACGGUUAAGAAUCUGAUAAGCAAACCAGGGGGAUUUACUUUGCUAGUGUAAAGGUAUAUAUGGAUCCUCCAGUUUGAUCAAUUUAGAAUACUAUUCAAAAUGCAAAUUGCGCAAAUUCUUGCAAAGCCCUUUUACAGUAACUGUAAGUCUGUAUCUCAAACCUUUUAUUUGUCUCGUGAAACUUUUAACUGGUCAGUUGUAUUUAGUGAAGUUGUGACAUUUUUAAGUUAUCCAUGUAGUGGUUAUGGAUGACAGGAUGAGUGCUCCUGUAAUAAUUGUGAGAAAAACUGGAAUGGUUGCUAGGGAAAUUGUCAUUUGUUUGAUCUUCAUCUUACACAACAUCCAAAGAUUGUAGUAGAAAA
Messenger RNA from Humulus lupulus (European hop), 2342 nucleotides. Its product is annotated as L-Ala-D/L-amino acid epimerase. NCBI's taxonomy places the organism in Eukaryota, Viridiplantae, Streptophyta, Magnoliopsida, Rosales, Cannabaceae. The record is from RefSeq and is a predicted model, not a curated record. The coding region runs from base 524 to 1828 and encodes 434 amino acids. Gene Ontology annotation, molecular function: racemase and epimerase activity, acting on amino acids and derivatives. The transcript has 9 exons.